UUUGCUGCAUCUUAGGCUGAAUACUGCAUGCAAGAUUGUUUUCAAAACGGCAUUAUCUAGUAAGCAGUAUAUGUUUUGUAUUUUUGUGACGUCCUUAUACGAAGUGCAUUGCCUGCAAAGUGCCAACAAAGUAUCUACAAACGUUGCUACUCCUUUUGGAAAAUGUAGGCCAAGUUUAGAUCAGAACUGCUUCCUUGCUCGUUUCACAAAUACAUGGUCGAAUAAUAUUUGUUUAUUCCACGUUGCGUAAUGUUUUGGAGGUUUUCAGACAAGUGGACAUAACUUACAAAAAAAAGUCCAUUAGGGGAAUGUGUCGCGGUUUGGUAGUGAAACCACAAGUCCCAUAAUGCAUUUGGGUGUCGCUGUACCUCCAUUCACAUCCGCUCGCCUCGAGAUCAGCGCUGGAAAAAGGUCUGAGAAAUUGCGGCGAUGUCAGUCCAGGUUGUGGCAGCGAAAAUGGCAGAGGUCGACCUCAAAGACGUCUCCGCCGGCAAGGAGCUGCCGACCGAGUCCCCGGUGACGCCCACCUCGGAAGACAAGACCCUCACCAGAAAUGAGCCGCAGAAGGAGGUCGGUUCCUCUGCCUCAGCCGCUACGUCUCCCGCCGCGGAGCCCUCUACGAAAGCCGGGGAAGGCAGCCGGGGUUUGCUUACCCCGAGCGCCGCCAAGAUGCCACAGGCGUCCGCGAUGAAGCACUCGGACCCACAGCAGAACGGCGGAGAAGCCUUCGUGAACCGCGACGGUACGGUGGCCGAGGCUCCACGGAUGAAAAAGAUCCAGUUUGCAGACCAGAAACAGGAGUUCAGCAAGCGCCCCUCUAAGAUCGGCAGGCGCUCUCUGUCCAGGUCCAUCUCCCAGUCCUCCACAGACAGCUACAGCUCAGCGGCUUCAUACACGGACAGCUCCGACGAUGAGACCUCUCCCCGGGACAAGCAGCAGAAGAACUCCAAAGGCAACGGAGAUUUCUGCAUCAAAAACAUCAAGCAGGCCGACUUUGGACGCAGAGAGAUCGAGAUCGCCGAGCAAGAGAUGCCAGCUCUGAUGGCUCUGAGGAAGCGAGCUCAGGGGGAGAAACCCCUCGCUGGUGCCAAGGUGGUGGGCUGCACACACAUCACCGCCCAGACUGCAGUGCUGAUGGAGACUCUGUCAGCUCUGGGGGCUCAGUGCAGGUGGGCAGCCUGUAACAUCUACUCCACCCAGAAUGAAGUGGCAGCAGCUCUGGCAGAAGGAGGUUUCAGUGUGUUCGCCUGGAAAGGUGAGUCAGAGGAUGACUUCUGGUGGUGCAUCGAUCGCUGCGUCAACGUGGAAGGCUGGCAACCGAACAUGAUUCUGGAUGACGGGGGAGACUUGACUCACUGGAUUUAUAAAAAGUAUCCCAACAUGUUCAAGAAGAUCAAGGGCAUCGUGGAGGAGAGUGUUACUGGUGUUCACAGGUUGUACCAGUUGUCCAAGGCAGGGAAGCUGUGUGUUCCCGCCAUGAACGUCAACGACUCUGUCACCAAACAGAAGUUUGACAACCUUUACUGCUGCAGAGAAUCCAUCUUAGAUGGCUUGAAGAGGACCACUGAUGUGAUGUUUGGAGGCAAACAGGUUGUGGUGUGUGGAUAUGGUGAGGUUGGAAAAGGCUGCUGUGCUGCCCUCAAAGCGAUGGGCUCCAUCGUCUACGUCACAGAGAUCGACCCCAUCUGUGCCUUGCAGGCCUGCAUGGAUGGCUUCAGGCUGGUGAAACUCAACGAAGUCAUUAGACAAGUGGACAUCGUCAUCACCUGCACAGGCAAUAAAAAUGUUGUGGUGAGAGAGCACCUCGACCGCAUGAAGAACGGCUGCAUUGUCUGCAACAUGGGGCACUCCAACACUGAGAUCGAUGUGGCCAGCCUGCGGACCCCUGAACUAACCUGGGAGAGGGUACGCUCGCAGGUGGACCAUGUCAUCUGGCCUGAUGGCAAGAGGAUAGUUCUGCUGGCAGAGGGCCGCCUGCUGAACCUCAGCUGCUCCACUGUGCCCACAUUUGUGCUGUCCAUCACUGCCACAACCCAGGCUCUGGCCCUGAUAGAGCUUUACAACGCCCCCGAGGGACGAUACAAGCAGGAUGUUUAUCUGCUGCCCAAGAAAAUGGAUGAGUAUGUGGCCAGUCUACAUCUCCCAACGUUUGAUGCACAUCUCACAGAGCUGACUGAUGAGCAGGCCAAGUACCUGGGCUUGAACAAGAAUGGGCCCUUUAAGCCAAACUACUAUAGGUAUUAAACCGUUGUUGAGUUGAAUGAGGAAAUAUCAGUACUCCAUGAACCGCACAGACUCUCACAGGGAGAAGAGGAGGAGGGAAAGAAGAAUAGACAACAUAGUCAAAACAUCUGCCCUUCUGCCCUAUAUUUGGGGCGAAGGAGAGGCCCUAACGUUUUCUGCCAUCAUGGCACGCGGUUAUUUUACUCCCACCUGACAACAGUAAUCAUCUUAUUAAUAAAAAUAAUACAGUAACUACUUUCUAGAGCCACUCUUGCCUCUAGCUCCUCCUUCAACAAGAGUUGUUUUACUUUAUUUCCACUCAUCACCUCACUAUCUCUCUUUACAUGAUCAUUUGUGCGUCGAGUUGUAUGUUAAUCUUCUAUCCUCCCUCCACGCUGCCAGAUUUUUGAUUCUUUAUCAAUAUAAGAUGAAACACAAACUCUUUAAAUAAAACUUUGAUUUUUUUUUUCUUUUUGAAAUAAGUGUGCAAAUGAAGAUUUCGUCAUAGACCGUUUUUCCCUUUUUUGUCGUUUUAUUUCUCCUCGUCUUUCUUUUUCUACCUUUGAUUUUCAGUUUUUAAAAAGGGCGGGUUGCAGAUCUUGUUGGAGGGUCUCAGGGGUCCAAUCAUAUCUUGUAUUUUAAUGUUUUUUUUUCUUGUUUUUUUGUAUAAACAUGACUGGAUGUGGACUGUUUCUCCUCACCUGUCUCUUAAACCCCCAGUGAAAGCAUCUCAUUGGCUGCUCUUUAGUUUCCAGCUGCUCAAACACCAGUGUUGAAGUCACAAAAAGUAUUUGACCCUUUUUUCUUUCUAUUUUAUUUCUUCAACAAUAAUGACUAUACUGUAUUAGACGCAUGGCAGAUUGUCAAAUCAAUACAAAGGUAUACUCUAUAUUUAGAUAUUUAUAUAGAAUUUAAGAUUUUUCUAUCUUUCCAUCUAAAACCUUUCAUUAUGACUGAAUCAUGUCGCACAGAUAAGCAAUUAAAUGUUCUAUUCAUCUGUAAUAAAUGUACUCGAACCUUCAUUCUCAAUACUGUGACAAGAGUAUUUACAUAGCAUGAAACAGUUUAUUGCAGGUAACAACAGGUUAAUGGUACUAAAAGGUACAAAAAAAACAAACUUUCUAACUCAUGAUUGUUUUUAUCUUAAUCACAGAAGCACAUUCAUCUUCAUGUUUGUAGAUCUGACUUUGCGAUGACUUUCCAUCCGCUGUUGAAGGAUUUUUUUUUUUUUUUUUCGGUCGUAUAAUAAUCUGCAGUCAAUAUUUAGAUCUCAUCUGCACAGUCCUCAUUGCUUCACCAGCUGUAAACCCAAACCAAUAUAAAAAAGCUUUCACAAGUUUUACAUGACCCUCCAGAUCUACUGACACCCCUUGUAAACUACAACCAAAAGCCUGAAAUGUAUCUUUCAUCUGUUAACAGUUCUGUUAAAGUAUAUAAAACUGAAGAAUUUUUUUAAUUACGCGUUGGAUCAGCAUCUAAAUUCCAUUAAAUUGUAAUAUGACCUCCUGUUUCUCUGGUGUACAGAUGCACAUCAAAAUGGGAAAGACUAGUAAACAGCGAUCUCUGGUUUUAUUCAAGUUUUGCUCUGCUGAUACAAAUUUCUCUUUAGGAUCUAGAAUAUGAGGAAAUAUAAGAACAGCAUUCAAAAUAUUUUCUAACCUUGAGCACUUUUAUUAACAUUAGGAGUAGAGGUGAUAUCAUUUUAAAACAAUGCUUUACUUUCAUCUUUUCAGAUGACCAAAUACUACAGGGUGAAUUUUUAAACUAGCUUUGCCAUUUUAUAUUAACAUUUAGCGUGGCUAGCAUUACUAAAAUUUAAAUGAAAUCUCAUUUAUCCUCAUUUAUCAUGUUCCAUGAUACCAAGGGUUGAAAGCUAUCAUAUUGAAAAUAAAAUGAGGCAAACUGAAAACUUUGAAUUAAAAAAUACUGAAGAGUAUUGUCGGAGUGAACUUGUCAUACUAGUAGUAGUUCAUUGACUGGGAUAUGACCAGCCAAGUCAGACCCAAUAAAGCUGAAAAUCUCUUAAGAUUCCAGUCAACAGCCAGACAUCGAUGCAUCUCUGCAAUUGAACAUCACUGGAAUAAGUGAUUAUUGGUUAUUUGUAUUAGACACAGUUGUGAUGUCUCACUGUGUGAAAGAGAAAGUGAACUCACUGUAAGAGUCCUGCAUUAUUACUGCUUUUAAACACCGACAACAUUGGUGUCUUAAGUUAGUGAAUUAAAAAGAGACAAUUUGCCUCCACGUGUAUUUGCUUAAGAAUGUAGAACCUUACCUUUUAAUUUCAAAAUUUUCCAAAGGCUACAAGCAUUCCCAAAUGCCGCAUGUUGCAUGGCAAAGAUUGAAAGCUUAAAAGGAUAAUACGGUGUUGGGUUGCCAUACUUGGUUCAGCCUUCCUGCUAUCUACUUUAGGUCUUAAUCUCACAGGCUGAAUGAAUCAUAGACACUUCUCAAUACGUUAUAGAAAAUACAGUUUUCUUUAAAGUAGCUUCUUUCACCUGAUACUGAAAAUGCCUAACUUCAAGCCUUCUUCCUUCAGUAACAACCUUAUCACUGAAGGGUGUUAUUAUCACAAUCUUGAGCUUAACAUUGUUUGAUAGAAAAGAUUUAUUUCCAACCAGACAGUCACCACUUAGGACUGAUGCAAGUCUACAUUAGGCUUUUGUAUCCAUCUUUACCAGGGGUGUCAAUACUUAAAGGUGCCAUGUACAGCAGCUCCUUAUCUAGAUCUGGAAACACCUUUUACUGUGAUGCACAUCUCAAGCUUCUUUUUUCCAACUCGGUAUUCGAAUGAAGAUUUUUUUUUUUUUUCCUGUGAAUGAAAGCUUUUCUCCUGUAGAUUUCCACACUCCUCUACAAGUUUAUCUCCAACUUUCAUAUAAAACUAAAUGUUACAAUAAGAAGAAUUAAACAGUGGUACAAAAUAAGUGUAUACUAACCAGACAAAAACUCUAAGCGUCCUGAUUCCACCUUAAAAACAAAAAACCCCAUUCUGUGUCGCAGUCGGUGUCUGUGCAUCCUUGUCUCCUUGUGCUGUUAAAUCUCCACACAGAAUGGGGUGACCCAUUGUCUUAAGGCCUAUUUGUUUCCUUUUUUUAUUAUUCUGUGAAUGUAUGCUUCUGAAUGAUGUGUGUAUGUGUGUGUCCAUAUCUUAUUUUUGUGUUUCUAUCUUGCAGGUUGUAGUUACUUUUUAACAGCUGCCUCAGGAUCCUAACCUGUGGGUUAGGGAGGAGAACUGUUUAAUCAUUGGUUACCUGGAUGAGGGAAGACACCAGCAUCGCUUAUGUAUAUAUAAACUAUAUACAGAUCUGACAACCUGUAGGUGAAUAGGAAGGUUAAAAGAAGUCUCCUGUAUUUAUUGAUGUAAAUCCUCAAGUACAAACUGGCUAAAUUUUCAGUCAUGCUUUAAGUUGUCGGAAACAAAAAAAAAUGGAAGUUAGAAGAUGAGCAAUAAUCUGUAACAUUAAUAAAUAAAAAUUAAAAUGUG
This is a messenger RNA of Girardinichthys multiradiatus, 5707 nucleotides long. It is a transcript of the gene ahcyl2b, whose product is annotated as adenosylhomocysteinase like 2b. The transcript has 17 exons. Gene Ontology annotation, cellular component: cytosol. The record is from RefSeq and is a predicted model, not a curated record. Gene Ontology annotation, biological process: L-methionine cycle. Bases 430 to 2244 code for a protein of 604 amino acids. NCBI's taxonomy places the organism in Eukaryota, Metazoa, Chordata, Actinopteri, Cyprinodontiformes, Goodeidae.